Exophiala bonariae is the source of this 885-nucleotide messenger RNA. RefSeq lists its product as uncharacterized. The record is from RefSeq and is a predicted model, not a curated record. Bases 1 to 885 code for a protein of 294 amino acids. NCBI's taxonomy places the organism in Eukaryota, Fungi, Ascomycota, Eurotiomycetes, Chaetothyriales, Herpotrichiellaceae. The transcript has a single exon.
AUGCCUACGACCACAAGGAGCAAAUCCAAACAGACUCGUCUAGAUGACUUUGUAGACGAAGACAAAGCCUCCCUAGCCAAAAGCUCAGCGACUGCGAAAGCAAGCAAAGCAAAAGUCAAGGACGAAACCUCAAGUCCCAGAAAGCAGAAGGUCGAUUCCAAAAGUCAAGAGAAAGAAGCGACCAAACCGUUAGCUGCUAGGAAACGGAAACAGCCCGACGGCGAGGAUAGUUCCAAAAAUCCAGCGCCAAAAGCAUCACCACCUCCGAAGAAAACGCAGCAGCAGAAGAUUUCCACAUCCGGCGAUGUUACUUCUCCUCCGGAACUAGCCUCCGAAGAAGGAGACAAAGACAACCCAGUCCUCAUCAACCGUGCACCUGUGCUGCAUCUCUGGGGUGCCUGCGUCGCGCACUGCUUACACCCGAGCCUCGCAUGGCCGACGUGCCUGGCGAUCGGGUCUCAGAUCUCGACACUGUGCGCCAUUUCCAAAGGCCGGAGCAUCGGGGCGAUCGAGCCGGCUGAUCCGGACAAGAAGGCCCAGAAGGACGAGAAGAAGCGCAAGACAGCUGAUUCUGCGGAUCAGGAAUUCGAUGUCAUGGGGUUUCCGAUGCACGUCAAGAACGGAGAGUUGGUCGUGCAGGGUGAAGCGAAGAAGGGCAAUGAGGGCCUAUUGGUGGGGAAGUUUGGGAACGAGCAGGAUUAUGAAAAGGCGAAGAACGCCAUGACUGAUGCGCUGCAGGGCUGGAAGGGGAAGGGGGACCUGCUGGAUAAGAAGGCUUUCGGCAUGUAUGAGCGGUUUCGGCCCAGUGUCAAGAGUGGACAGCGUGGUUGGGGCAGGAAAGGGGAGUUGACGGUGAAGCAGAUUCGUGAGGUCGUUCGUGGGUAG